AGCUAUUCAGCAAAAUGCAUGAAAGAGUUUCGCACGCGACCGACCAACAGUCAACAGCCAACAAGUAAGAAGUGCCAUCCAUCGGCGAUCCGGGACAGAAAUUCCAGCAAUUGUGGGGAAAGUGAUCGCGAGCGAGGGAGAAAUUCAGUUGAAAGAUGUUCGAACGCUGCAGUUUAUUGUUUAUGGCUGUGCUGAUGGCAUCGGCACUAUUGACCCAAGCCCAUUUCCCGGAAUACUGUGCGGAGUGUGAGCAGGAGGUGUGGAAACAGGUGCCGUGCAGCGAGGUGCCCACAACGGUGGCGCCCACAACAACUGGAGGCACUACUCCUGGUACACCGACCACCACCACCACGCCGGGACCCGUCUACCCAAUCACCACCAGUGGCCCAAGCACGCCCACGGAUUACACCACCCAGCCGUCGGCGUACAAGAAGUGCUACUGCGAGUGCAAGCUGGGCUGCAAGGAGUUCUGCCGCAAGGUGGUCUCCUCCGAGCCCAAGCAGCCGCUCACCCAGAUCUCCUCCAUCGGGGAGUAUGCACCUGGCGGUCAGGUGGAGUUCACACACGUCCAUCAGCGCAAAUACUUUCCCAAGUAUGGAGGCGACUCCUAUGCGGGAUUGGUAGGACCUGUGGGCGGACCCAAGGCCUAUAAGCCCUAUCCACUGGUCUACGAACAGGCGGCUGCGGCAUCUGCUGCUUCGCCGGCUUCCAUUCCCUCGGUGGCUUCCUCGCCAGCGGUGGCAAACAUAGCGGCUCCUAAUUACACGCUGGAAGAGCUGGCCCAACUGCUGAGCACCGCCUAUGGCAGCAAGAAGGGUUAUCCGGCUAGUGUGCCAUCUCCACCACGUCCUCAGAUUCAGCUGCAGCCAGCUCCCUCCGUUUACUACUCUCCGGUUCCAAGCUACGGCAAGCAAGUGGUUCCACUCGUGAGCAAAGUGGCGCCGGCACCCAAAAUCACCUCCAGCAUUAAGUAUGCCGCCUCAGCGGUUUCAUCAUCAUCGGGCGUGUCGGUGGCCAAGAUAAAGACUCCCUACGAAGAGAAGAUUGUGGUGGCCACCCCGUCGCCCAUUUAUGAGAGGUCCACAUCGUAUCCCAUUGUUGAAGCACCCAAGGAAUACCCGGCGCCCCAGACAGAAAUCUAUCCCGUUGUGCAGAGCCAAACGGAGUCGUAUCCCAGCCACACUCCCAUUUAUCCAAGUCCCACGGAAUCCUAUCCCAGCCAGAAGGACUCCUACCCCAGCAUCACAGAGUCAUAUCCCAGCCAAACUGAGUCCUAUCAACCCCGUACGGAGGCCUAUCCCGUACCUCAGCCGGAGGUCAAGCCAUAUGGCGGUCCCGAUCCUGGAGCCGAUAAGCCAUCGUCCACCUUCGACCUGGCCAUCGAUAAUUAUCUGAAGGACUUUGGAUAUGGCAACCAAGGAAGGGGCUAUGCGGACUACUGAAGUUCGAUCUGUUGUUUUUUAGCAUAAGUCUAGGCUAGAAUGUUUUCUAGGUAUCCCAUUAUUUAUUGAGUACUCCCCCUUUCCUGUUGACUAAAUGAUGAUUAAAUUAUUUAAAAAAAAUUUAAAAA
Molecule: messenger RNA, 1570 nt
Organism: Drosophila santomea
Lineage: Eukaryota; Metazoa; Arthropoda; Insecta; Diptera; Drosophilidae
Product: adhesive plaque matrix protein
Exons: 2
Coding region: 156-1442 (428 amino acids)
Source: RefSeq, a predicted model, not a curated record